This is a messenger RNA of Calliphora vicina (urban bluebottle blowfly), 2751 nucleotides long. Its product is annotated as serine-rich adhesin for platelets-like. Lineage: Eukaryota; Metazoa; Arthropoda; Insecta; Diptera; Calliphoridae. Bases 1 to 2751 code for a protein of 916 amino acids. The transcript has a single exon. The record is from RefSeq and is a predicted model, not a curated record.
AUGUCAUCUAAGAUUUUUAUAAUUUUUGUAAUAAUUGCCACGGCCAACAGUUUAAAUUAUGGCAGAGUAACAAGACAGUUUUCAAAUCCAGUAGCUAAAAAUCAAGCAGAUAAUUUUCGUCUAUCCUUUGGACGAAUUACGAAAGAUGCCGACUCGAGACAACAUCCCUAUAAUUUGUUUAAAAAUCGAGGAGAUUUUGUUAAAUUAGCAGAGCAAUAUAUUAAAAAUCAAAAACCUUAUAACUAUAAACAAUACAAGCCUUACAAUCCUCCGAAGAAAACUUUUAUUUACAACAAAGAUUAUGUUAAUAAAAUAUUGAAUUCACUUAAUUUGCUUCAACCAUUGAUAAAUGAAACAAUUAAAAAUGGAACUCAUGUUAUAAGUAGUACCACAGAAUCGAUUAUUGUAUCCAGUACGGAAAAUCCAACUUUAAUAUAUAAUGUCACCUUGGCUAAUGUGCAGUCCUCAACCACUGAGGGAAUAAACGUCGAAAAUAAUGAAAUGAAAACCACGGAAUCUUCUAUUAUGGAAACAACAGAAAGGUAUGGGAGUACAACACCCUACAGCAAUGAAGUAGUUGAAUCAACGGAAAAAAACGCCACAUUAUCGAUUGAUAACUCCACGAUUUUGCCUUUUGUUGAAGAGAUUACAACAGAAAAUAUUAAUUCACAGCCAGCUAAUACUGAGGGAGUUGAAGUAGCAACCGAAAUACCAAAUACCAGCACCACAACAAUUUCAGAAGAGACUACAGUAACCUCAACUCAAGUGGAUUUAGAAAGCAACACUACAAGUUCACCUAUUCUCGAAACGACUACAACCGAAGUAACAAUUGAUACACCAGUAGCAAUCGAAUUCGUUGAGGAAUCUACAACCGAAAGUAAUUCCAACUCAUUUUCAACUGAUGUAUAUGAAAUAACUACAACUACAAGUCCUAAGGUAUAUACAACGGAAAGGCAAACGGAUGAAUUAUCUACAGAACUAAUGGAAUCAACCACAAAUGCUCUCAUAACUGAUAUAGAUUCAACAACAGCAGCAAUAGAAUCACUUGAGGUUUCUACAACAGAAGAAAAUUUAAUUGUAUUUUCAACUGAGUCCAGUGAUCCAACAACUGAAAUAUAUGAAAGAACUACAAAUAUGAGUCCUGUGGAAUACACCACAGAAAGACAAACGGAUGAAUUCUCUACUGAACUAAUGGAAUCAACCACAAAUAUUCAUAUAACUGAUAUAGAUUCGACAACAGCAACAAUAGAGUCUCUUGAGGUAUCUACAACCGAAGGUAACUCGAUUUCAUUUUCAACUGAAUCCAGUGAUCUAACAACUGAUGUAUAUGAAAGAACUACAAAUAUGAGUCCUGAGGAAUACACCACAGAAAGUCAAGCUGGUAAAUUCACAACAGAACUAAUGGAAUCAACCACAAAUGUUCAUAUAACUGAUUCAACAAAAGCAACAACAGAAUCUCUUGAGUUUUCUACAACCGAAGGAAAUUCGAUUUCAUUUUCAACUGAAUCCCGUGAUCUAUCAACUGAAGUAUAUGAAGGAACUACAACUUCUUCAUGGGUAAUUGAAUCUACAACAGAUGAUACUGCCGAUUCCUUCACCACACCAUUAGUAGAUUCUAUUUAUCUGGCAACAACUGCAUUACCCGAGGAGACUACUACUGAAAUACCAAAACUAUUGGAAUCCACCACUCAAAAUGUCAUUGAUUUAUCAACCACUUCUCUAGCUAACACUCAAAGUGAAACCACCACUGAAGUAAUAACAGAGGCACAAUUGACAUUGGAAUCAACUACUGAAACUAUUGUGGAACUAGUUGAAUCAACUACAAAUAUAGAGGUUACUGAAGCGAUCCAAGAUACUACAACAGAAUUCUUCAAAGACCGAACAACUCAAUCAACAAUUGCAACAACGACUAUAAUUGCAGAAAUUUCAAAUAUCAACGAAACCUCUACAGAAUUUCCAAGAGAAACAUUAGGAGAAUUCACAACAAAUUUCAACGAAAUCAAAACAGAACUUCCUGGUUCUUCUAUAACAGCUAUGAGCCAAGAAAUGACAACACAAUCAUCACAUGAAACCACAACUUCCAAGUCAGAAUCUAAUGAAAUAGCGGAAUAUACCACACAAAUUGAACCAAACCAGAGUGAAACAACAGAAUUCAUUUCUAUAGAAACGACAACUGAACUUCCCAAUUCUUCUUCGGAAUUAAUACAUGAAACCACAACGGAAAUGUUUGAAAAGACAACUUCUAUGUCUAAAUCUGAAAUAGCAGAAUCUACUACACAAAUGGUUACAAACUCGAAUGAGUCAACAAUUGCCGAUUCUACUACACUCGCCACGAUCCAAGAAACAAUGGAAUUAUUACAUCAAACUGCAACGGAAAAAAAUGCAGAGACAACCGCCGUGCCAGAAAGUGAAAAAGAAGAAUCUACCACACAAAUGACAUUAAAUGAAACUGAGACUACUACAAAUGAGAACGAAACUACACAAUAUUUUGCUUCUACAACGGAAAGUUCUCUAGAAAAGGUUUACUCCACCAAUGAAAUAACUACAGAAUCAACCACAUCGCAUAACUCUACUAUGAUAACUAUUUCUGACUCUGAGAAAAUUGAAAAUAUGUCAACCAGAUCCUUGAUCGGUGAACUUUCAGAAACCAAUUCCGAUAUUCGCCAAAAGGAAAUAUCUAAUCGUAAAGCGAAGAAAUUUACAUAUGCUACUGAUGUGAUGCCAUCAUUGGGUGAUUAUGAAUUCAAUUAA